CUCGUGAACGUCAUCAGCUUCACGACACAUUAAUCCGCGUAGUGUUCUAGUCACUAGCAAACAAGAGAGAGCUUUUGUGUCUCAACCCUACCUCAAAAGAAUUCCUCAUCCUCAUCUCUCGCACCUCUCUGCGGGUAGCGCGAGCCACACAGUACAGCCAUGGCCAGCGACGAUCAGCGGGGGCUACAUUAUGAACAAACGUUGAUGUAUGGUCGCUACACACAGGAGUUGGGGGCGUAUGCUAAAGAAGAGGCAGCUCGUCUGAGGGAGGAGGGGGUGCGGAGGCCCUCGGUCACAGAACGCUCACGCUCCCUGGAACUUCUGGAGAAUGACAAGGGCUGCUGUGCCAAGUGUCGCAUCUGUACGGUGCGCUGUCAGAAGUUCCUCAUCUCUUGUGUUGGUGAAGACUGGAUCUUCCUCAUCCUCCUGGGUCUAUUCAUGGCUCUACUCAGCUGGCUGGUCGACUUUGGUAUCGGCAUCUGUCUACAAUCACAGAAGUGGAUGUAUGUGAACCUGGAGAGUAAUGUGUUUCUCCAGUACCUAGCCUGGGUCACCUACCCUGUGGUGCUCAUCACCUUCUCAGCUGGCUUCACACAGCUACUGGCCCCACAGGCCGUAGGUUCAGGUAUCCCAGAGAUUAAGACCAUUCUGAGGGGUGUAGUGCUGAAAGAAUGCCUCACCUUUAAAACCUUUGUGGCCAAAGUCAUCGGCCUCACCUCUGCCCUGGGCAGUGGCAUGCCUCUGGGCAAGGAGAGUCCGUUUGUUCACAUUGCCAGUCUUGGUGCUGCACUUCUCUGCAAGUUCAUGUCUCUGUUUGGAGGAAUCUAUGAGAAUGAGUCGAGGAACAUUGAGCUGUUAUCAGUUGCCUGUGCUGUGGGGGUGAGCUGUGUUUUCGCUGCCCCUAUAGGAGGUUUGCUGUUCAGUAUUGAGGCAAUGUCUACUUUCUUCACUGUGAGGAACUACUGGAGAGGGUUCUUCGCUGCUACCGUCACUGCCUUCAUGUACAGAGUUCUGGCCGUGUGGAACAGAGACGAGGUGACCAUCACAGCUCUGUUGCCAACCAAUUUCCGUCAGGACUUCCCCUUUGACCUCCAGGAGCUCCCAGCCUUCGCUGUCCUUGGUAUUGCCAGUGGUCUUGGCGGGGCGUUGUUUGUCUGCCUGAACAGACAGAUAGUCCAGUUAAUCAGGAACCAGAAGACCAUCAAAAAGUUUCUCAUGAAGAAGCGUCUGCUGUACCCAGCCCUGGUCACUCUGCUUGUGUCUACGCUAACGUUUCCCCCAGGCUUCGGACAGUUCAUGGCAGCCAAGCUGACCCAGAUGGAGUCCCUGGAGACGUUGCUAGACAACCAGACAUGGUCUAAGCAGGGCAUACCCGAGGAGUUUGACAGCAACAGCCUCUCCCAGGCCUGGAAACACCCCCAGGUCAACGUCUUCGUCACCCUCACCCUCUUUGUCGUCAUGAAGUUCUGGAUGUCUGCUCUGGCCAUGACCAUGCCUGUGCCCUGUGGAGCCUUCAUGCCUGUCUUCGUCAUUGGGGCAGCGUUUGGCCGUCUGGUCGGGGAGAGCAUGGCCGCCUGGUUCCCUGAUGGUGUCCACUCUGAUGGCACCAUCUACCCCAUAGAGCCAGGAGUGUACGCAGCCGUAGGUGCGGCGGCCCUGUCUGGAGCAGUCACUCACACAGUGUCGACGGCAGUUGUUGUGUUUGAACUGACGGGUCAGAUCAGCCACAUCCUGCCGGUGAUGAUAGCGGUGAUACUGGCCAACGCCGUGGCCCAGUCCCUCCAGCCCUCGCUAUAUGACUCCCUCAUCAUGAUCAAGAAACUACCGUACCUCCCUGAACUGGGCUGGGGACACCACGAGAAGUAUAAUAUUUGUGUGGAGGACAUCAUGAUCAGGGAUGUGAUGUACAUCACCCUCAACUGCUGCUACAGAGACCUGCAUGAUGUACUGCUGACUGGACACCUCAAGACCCUAGCCCUGCUCGAGUCCAGUGAGUCGAUGAUCCUGCUGGGUUCUAUUGAGCGUGCCCAGAUCCAGGCCCUCCUAUCCCUACAGCUAGGCCGGCCACGGAGACUGAAGUACCUGAGAGACCGUGCCACAGCUGAGAAGCGCCUGUCGGUGGGCUCCCACCCGGGCAGCGAGGACGGCUCCACCAUGGUCAACCAGGAGGUCCACUUCCAGGUCAAUAAGAUCUCCACAGAGGAGACUUCCCUCAGUUCCACCCCUACCCCCUCCAUGAAGCCACUGAAGCCGGCCCUGAAGAGACCCUCUGUGGUGGACUGCCCUACUGAGAUACCCAUGCCCACAAGUCCACAGGACCACUCAGGCAGCACCUUAAAGAACCUAUUCCGUGUCAGACCUGAUAUAGAAGGCCUGGAGGAUGACUUCCAUGUGGAUGAUGACAUGACCAUCAGAGAGAUUGCAGAGUGGGAGGAGAACCAGCUUGACGAGCAGGUGAACUUUGACAACUGCAUGAUCGACCCCGCCCCCAUCCAACUGGUGGAGAGCACCUCACUACAUAAGACCCACACCAUCUUUUCUCUGCUGGGGUUGGACCAUGCCUACGUCACCAGCAUUGGACGACUCAUCGGAGUGGUGUCCCUCAAAGAGCUGCAGAAGGCCAUCGAGGGCUCUGUGGCAGUGAAGGGGGUGAAUGUGCGCCCCCCUCUGGCCAGUUUCCGGGACAGCGGCACCAGUGGCACCAUUAUGAACAACGAGAACAAGGCCAGAGAUCUCCACAAGCUGUGGAACCGCCGAAAGUUGAUGUCCCUCCCCCAGGAGCAUCGAGCCUCCGACUCUGACGAGAAGUCCAAGUGAGGUGGACUGGGAUAGGUUGACGGGGAUGGGGACGAUGAUGCGGACAGGUGGACGGGGAUGGGGACAGGUGACACAGGGAUGGGGACGGAUGUGUUGGCGAGGAGCAUUGACCCCCCCCCCCCCCCCCCCCCCGAACUCAAAACCACAACCAAUGCUGCAAACUCAUGGCUUGGAUCAAUAUUUAAUUCUGGACUAUAGAGGGAUGGGUUAAGGUGUCACUGCUUAACAAAGGUGAUCAAAGCAAAAUGUAUAGAAUAUGUGUGUUUUGACUAUAAAAGGAAUUGCAUUUUUAGACAAAUUUUGCAGACUUGGUUAUUGGUCUGACUUUGAGAGGAAAUUUAAAAAAGAAAAUCCUAUGUGUAGCACCUUCUCAGAAAAUACAGUCUCAAACACACACGCACAAGUUUUAAUAAGAGCCAGUCUGCACACUC
Messenger RNA from Oncorhynchus kisutch (coho salmon), 3248 nucleotides. Its product is annotated as chloride channel protein 2. Gene Ontology annotation, molecular function: voltage-gated chloride channel activity. The transcript has 23 exons. Bases 160 to 2817 code for a protein of 885 amino acids. Gene Ontology annotation, biological process: transmembrane transport; chloride transport. Lineage: Eukaryota; Metazoa; Chordata; Actinopteri; Salmoniformes; Salmonidae. Gene Ontology annotation, cellular component: plasma membrane. The record is from RefSeq and is a predicted model, not a curated record.